Messenger RNA from Thyridium curvatum, 1212 nucleotides. RefSeq lists its product as uncharacterized. The transcript has 2 exons. Lineage: Eukaryota; Fungi; Ascomycota; Sordariomycetes; Thyridiales; Thyridiaceae. Bases 1 to 1212 code for a protein of 403 amino acids. The record is from RefSeq and is a predicted model, not a curated record.
AUGCCGUACAAUACCCGUCGCAAAUCGCUGUCCCUCCCGUCGCUGGGCAUCCACGUUCCUGUAACCCAUGCCUCCAGAUCUGCCGCGCACCGGGCGUCUCCCAGCAAUGCCGGCGCAUCAUCUCCCUCACAUCCCUCUCCCGCCUCCUCGUCUGCACAACACCCCAACAAGAAGAUAAAGCGAUCCCACACCGACGAGUCGCGAUCUCCUCCCCUGUCAAAGAAGCACCAGCCCUCGAGGACGGAGCCUACGCCUCCCGCAUCGCCCACCGCCGACCACUCUUCCCUCGAGUCCGACGCCCCCCUUGCCAAGAAGAUCGAUCUCGAGGGAAUCAACGACGAGAUCGUCGAGGCUGUCAUCGUACAACUGCAGAGCACUGGCAACAGGCCGCACCUGGUCAAGGAGCUCUCGGCUAUCUUGAUGCAGCAGCUCCGCAUCGUGCAACAGUCCGCAAAUCCGUGCGCCAUCAUCUCUUCGCGGCUCGCAACCUACCUGAAGCGCUCGUGCUGGUCUGCGCUGUCUCCCUGCCCGCUCGCAAAGGAACUCGAGACGGUCCACCCGCGGCGCACCUACUUCUACCUCACCACCUGCCCUCACCAGCCUCUCCCCGAUCCCUCCAUGAGCCAGUUCAUCUCCCGCGCCAUCGUCACCCCGCCUCUCUCGAGCACCAACUCGACCUCUGAGGAUGCCGAGGAGGAGAGGCGCCGCGAGCUCAGCCCUUCACCCGAGGUCGACCUGUCCUCGCCCGAGUUUGAUGACAUGGACGACGACAUCCCCAUGCCCUCGACGCCCAUCGGCUCCUUCUCCGGUCGGUUUCCCAGACACGGCGGCGCAGCUGCCAGGAGCCAGAGGGGCGGCUCUCCGCCGCUCGAGAAGGACGAGAAGGAGUUCACCCAGACCGCCGAGGGCCUGCAGAAGAGGAAGCUGGGCAGCGACAAGCCCGCGGCCGAGACUCCGUACCACAGCAUGGAGCUGGACGAGGGCGCCCGCGACGACAGCAACCUCUUUGGCGGCGAGACCAAGAUGCUGUCGGCCGGCAGCCUGACCCACAUGCCCGUCAUCGCCAGCCCCGCCAUGCGCCCUACCUUUACCUUCAGCGUCAGGAGAGACGACAUGGACAGCUGGGCCAAGUUCGACAGCAUGCUCGAGUGGGACAGGAGCCCCGAGAAUGUCGAGCUGGAGGAGCUUGACGGGCUGUUGAACGGCUUCUAA